Molecule: messenger RNA, 753 nt
Organism: Drosophila takahashii
Lineage: Eukaryota; Metazoa; Arthropoda; Insecta; Diptera; Drosophilidae
Source: RefSeq, a predicted model, not a curated record
AUGGCGAAACUUUUUGCCCGCUUUGCCGCUGCCACAAAUCUGAGCUGGCUCUAUUGGUCGCAAACCUCCGGAGCAGCCACCCACCCACAUCCUAGUCCAACGCCCAAUUCCCGAGUGGCCACCAACCAACCACCCACUCAAUCCAGAAAUCCCGAGUCCCGGUCAUCCAACAGGAUCAGUGGGCUGUGUCCGGCGAGAGCUUAUGUUGCAGCUUUAAUUAACGCCAGGUUUUUCGGACCAUCGUGCGAGUUUGGCCAACAGGUGUCAUCAGGGAGUCCUUCGAUGGCUGGCCAACUGCUGGCCAUAAUGCUCCUGCUGAUGGCGACGGGGAUACAGGCGCGUCGCCUUGGCCACCGUCGCCUCAUCAUCCACGUGCCGGUCAAGGUGAAGACGCACCAUCACACCCACACGGUCUACAAGGUGCUCCAUGGAUCGCAUGGUGGAGGAGGAGGAGGUGUGAAGCAAACAGUGUACAAAGUACUUGGCUUUUCCACACACGGAGGUGGCAUAGCCAAGGGGGGCGGAGGAGGAGGUGGUGGCCACCACCAUGGCAGCUACGACUUGGGGAGCAUGGGAAAUGGAGGCGAAAUCACGUACGAGGACAUGCACGGAUGCGAAAGUGGAAAGGUGAUUCCGGCGGCCAGGGACAUGAUUUUCAAUCACUACUCGCGACACGGAGAAAGUGACGGAGCUGGUGAGGAUUACGCCGAGGAGCUGGACGACUUCGUAGACCUAAGGGAUGGCUGGUUGUGA